AUGUCCAACCUCAACCUCACUCGCGACUGGCUUCAGAAUGUCCUCAGACCCUUCCCAUCCCGAGAACGCAUACAGCAGGAGGUCCUGCACAUCCUCAGCGAAAGGCGUACCCUCGCUGUCAAGACUGAAGCUUUCACAUUCGAUUCAGGCCAUACAGCCCUGCUCCUCUUGGUCCACGGCACCCUGCCCAUCACCUUCCGAGGUGCGACCUACCACAUCCCGAUUCACCUCUGGAUACCUCACGAAUACCCCCGUGCCCCUCCUCUGGCGUUCGUAAUGCCCACAAAGGAAAUGGGAGUCAGGAAAAGCCGGGAGGUGGAACCCUCAGGGAGGGUCAGUGAGGAGGUUGUUGAUGGGUGGUGGAGGUCUUGGGAGUCCAAAUCGCUAGAUCAGAUUCUCAAGCAGCUGGCGAGCGUGUUCUCGGCAGCUCCGCCGGUAUACGCAAAGCCACCUGCUGGCGUCUCUUCGCCUCAGGCGCAGAGCCCGCUGAGAGGCGCCCCGUCGCCUGCACCUGUAGCUGGGACAUCCCAGAACCAGCCUCCUCCUCCACCUGCGCGGCCUGUGAUAGGCCCUCCUCAGCCUGAAUCACUUCCAGUAUACAGAGCCGCCCCCACACCUCCUCCCCAUCCUUGGCUACAACAGUCACAUUCUCGACAAGGCUCUGUCAACUCAAACUACGCUCCUCAAAUACCCGCGACGCCCCCGCAAGCAUCAGCUACCCCUCCAGUACCCGCUCGUCCGAUACAACGAGCGCCUCAUCCACAGUCACCAAAUGGUGUGCCCUCGAUACCUCAAAGACCCUUGUCGGGCGUGAUGCUCAACGGCAAUGGAGGUAUUCAUCCCCAGAGUACAGGGUAUGGGCCUGGCUGGGGACCUCAGGCUAUGACUGCCUCUCCACACGGCCAAUCUCCAGCCCCUCUGCAAUCACAUACAAAUGUCAACCCAACUCCCUCUUCUCUCCCCGCACAAUCCUCUCAGCAGGCUGUGGAACCUUCAUCACGGUCCCAAACCCUUCCAGCAACAAGACAACCAACCCAAGACCUGCUUUCCUCCCCAGAACCCAGUAAUGCGCCAUUACCUUCCGACCCCACAGGCCCCCCUCCUCCUCCACCUACCAAACCACCCCCUCCCUCACUCCUCCAUCUCCACUCUAUUCUGCUACCGCACUUGAACGCAUCCCUCCCUUCCCUGGUCCAUUCCCUGCAGUCUUCAGUGGAGAACCUCCAAGCUAGGACUGAAGACUUGACCACGGGUGAGCCAGCAAUCAGGGAUGAAAUGGCUAGGCUGGAGGCUGUGAAGAAGGUGUGCGACUCUGUUGGAAGAAAGAUGGAAGAUGUGGUGCAGAAGGGCGAAGAUCGUGUGGCGGAGCUGGAAUCGAAAGGAGAGAUUGGAGUGGAUGAGCUUGUCUGUGGGAUUUCUAUCGUGCAUAAUCAGCUUAUAGAUCUUGUGGCGGAAGAUAAUGCCAUAGAGGACACAAUCUACCACCUGACACGAGCUCUCGACUCGGAACGGAUCGACCUCGAUCGGUACUUGAAGUCUAUACGAUCUCUUGCCCGUGAACAGUACAUGAAACGAGCCCUCAUAGAGCGUAUCCUCCAAGGGAUGGGACAGACCUGGUAA
This is a messenger RNA of Cryptococcus wingfieldii CBS 7118, 1620 nucleotides long. Its product is annotated as ESCRT-I complex subunit TSG101. Gene Ontology annotation, biological process: protein transport; protein modification process; endosome to lysosome transport. Gene Ontology annotation, cellular component: ESCRT I complex. The coding region runs from base 1 to 1620 and encodes 539 amino acids. The record is from RefSeq and is a predicted model, not a curated record. NCBI's taxonomy places the organism in Eukaryota, Fungi, Basidiomycota, Tremellomycetes, Tremellales, Cryptococcaceae. Gene Ontology annotation, molecular function: ubiquitin binding. The transcript has 5 exons.